GAUGGCGUGUAGGACACGAAUCUGGAAAACGUUCCGUGAACGAAUGUUGGAAAAAUACCAGCUAGGAGACGGAUUGUUGGACGUCUCUAACCUUCGUAAAGUAAGUAGGGAGAAAUUUGGGACGAUCGAAGGGUUCCUAAAAAGAUUUGAGAAGGUAGCUAAGAGGGUUCCCGAUCUUCCCGAUAAAAUGAAAUGCAUUAUCUUUCUGACCAACUUCACGGAUGUCGAGCAAAGAGAAUUGAUGAAGGGUUUUACUACCAGGUACGACUGGGAUAAGAUUAAGGAGAAUCUUAAGGUCGGUGACUUCGACCAAAUGCUCUAUCACCUCCUGCGCAAUCAAAGGAAAAUGCAGGAGGAUGAGUUAGUGAGUUGUGAUAAGGAUAAGAAGAUGUUCAGUGCGAUUAUGGAUGUUAGGAUGAUGAUGAAAGAAAUGAGGAAGGAGGGAUUGUGUGGCAAGGUACUGACGGUGAGGCAACAAGACGGCAAGAGAAAAGGAAAAGAAAGGGAAGAAGAGUCCGACGAGGAAGAUAGUGAAAAGCCCGUUCUCAGAAGAGGAACGUCACCAGUGGUCCUUCAAGCACAAAAGAUUAAGAAGGGGAUCCAACCUCGAGUCGCACCCGUUGUCAGUGCGAAGACGCAACAAGAGGUGCCGGUAGUAAUCGUGGAAGAAGACUUGGACACGGAAGAUGAGAAAUUAAGGGUAGAGGACGAGCGUCAGGCAAGGUUACACGCCCAGAAACGAGGUCUAGAUGAGAAUCAAGAUAAGGAAAAGGAUGAGGGAGAAGAGGAAGAGUACCAGAAGAAGAAGAACCGGUACACGAUUCCGAUUGAGGAAGGGAUCGACAUUGAGAAGAUGGUGGAUAAGAUACUUAAGAGUCAUCGAGAUUUGGUAACACUCAAGGAAUUUUUGGCAGUCUCGCCAAAGAUUUGGGAAGAGCUUAAGCAAAGACCAACUCGACGAAAAGUGAUGACGGUUAAACUAGGGAAGGUAAUCCCACCUGAGGCCAAUUGGACUCCUGCGGGAGCAAAGAUGGAUUGGAGGUGUAUAGCGACUGGACACGUAAUGGUCAAGAUAGGUGUUUCACAACAUCUUGCGCUCGUUGACACCGGAGCAGAGAUGAACAUACUAAGGGAAAAAGAGGCGCUAGAAUUAGGGAUUGAUUUUGAUCGCACUGAUAAUGGAUUUCUGGUUUGCGCCGGAGGGUCAACGCCCUUCUGUGGAACUGCCAGUAAUGUUAGUGUACAGGUCGGCAAGGUAAAGGUACGGUCUUAUUUUUACGUGUUGCCACUGGUUGAGCAUGGGGUGAUGUUGGGACGAUCAUUCUUAUGCCGAUCGGAGUCCAUCAUCAUCAAUAAGCAUGAUGAGACAAUUUUCAUAAUACUGUGCGAUCCAGUGUGUGGACACUUCGAGGUGAUCAAGUGCUUGAACACCGGGCCUAAGAAUUCGAGGAACAGGUUGAAUCCAGAAUCCUUUAGCUUCGAGGAAGCAGAACAAUUGGUGAGAGAACAAGAGUCAUAUGGGGAGGACGAUGGGGACAACCCGAGGGAGUUUUCCUUAGCUCUUCCCGAUGUUUCACAGGCUUUGGAAUUCGUUUCAACCCACUCUGAGAUCGACCGAAACCUUGUACAAACACUAACUGAGAUUGUGUUUGAAGGUGGUAGCACGGGGAGUAUACACUGCAUGAGUGAAGCUACGAUCUUGGGAUUCCUAUGCGACAAGAAAGGUCGUCGACCGGAUACCAAGAAAACGAAUAAGAUCUUAGAGUCGCCUACUCCGCUUAAGUCUGUUAGUGAGAUAAGGAGUUUUAUCGGGACUUGUGGGUUCUGGAGGAUCUUCAUCCAACAUUUUGCUGCAAGGGUGGAGCACUUACGCAAACGCGUGCGUAAGGGCCAAGAUUGGGAAUGGGGACCAGAUCAACAAAAAGUUGUUGAGGACAUAGAGGCUGAGUUUCGCUGGGGAGGAAUGGUGCUCGGGGUUUCAUGCUUCGAUAACGACCCAGAGCGACCAUUCAUUAUUGAAACCGAUGCAGGACCUACGACUCUAGGAGGGGUCCUUAUUCAAAAGGACGAGAGCGGGGUCGAGCGUCCGUUAAGGUUUGAAAGUAGAACCCUCAACCUCACGGAGAGAAACUAUUCCCAGUUCAAAAGAGAGACUUUAGCGGUGCUUCAUUACCUAAGAAUUUUUCGCAAUUAUGUUUUCGGUCGAAGAUUCGUCCUGAGGGUUGAUCCGACUGCCUUGGCUCAGUCAUUAAGAAAUUAUUCCCCUUCCGAUCCGACGAUCGCAAGAUGGCUUACCUAUAUUUGGAUGUUCGAUUUUGAAGUUGAGAGGAUACCCGGCGUGAAGAAUCGAGCAGACGGGCUAAGCAGAAUCGACUGGGACAACUCCAAGAUUCGACCAGAGGACUCUAUGCUUGUUGACGGAUUUCUGGAGAUCAAGGAAGGUCAACUAAGUAUAAAUUCUUACCAUUAUCUGGUUGAUGCAUCUUGCCGACAAAGGAGGUCUAUGUGGAACGCUCCCAACUUUUAUCAAGUUCGUCCUGAGCUGGUGAAAAAAGAGUUAUUUAUCGAGGAGGAUCCAUGGGGUGAGAGGUCCGGUGAGCAGAUGAUGAGCCUCGCACUCUCUGACUCCGUUCGGUUGUCGGACGACCCCUUGUCAAUUCAAGAAGGUUUCCGACAUGCCGAUGAGGUCCUCAGAGUAUCUGGCGGGACGUGUUUUGUGAUCAACGCAUUAAUUGAGGAAGAUUUGCGGGCAUUGGUACCAGCUGACGAGGACGGUGGGAUGAAAAAGUCCUUUAGAGGAAAUGAGUACGAUGGGAUAUAUAGAGAUAUCGGAUUAGGGUUGAGUAAGGAGGUACGCGAGAAAAGUGUAAAAGGUGAUAUUCGUCGAAAAAGUGAAGAGUUUGUGGUUAGGUACGGCCAUCUAUUUAAGAAAAACGAAGACGGCAUCCCAAAAAGGGUCGUUUGUGGAAUGACGAGGCAAUUAAACGUGAUUGCAGCUCUCCAUGACGGGAUGGCAGGAGGGCAUCGCUCGGCCUGAGUGACGCUCCAGAAGUUACGACAUCUUUAUUUCUGGGACGGUAUGAGUAAAAUGGUUACGGAUUA
Chara braunii is the source of this 3102-nucleotide messenger RNA. NCBI's taxonomy places the organism in Eukaryota, Viridiplantae, Streptophyta, Charophyceae, Charales, Characeae. The record is from the annotation of a GenBank genome assembly.